Molecule: messenger RNA, 1253 nt
Organism: Trichobilharzia szidati
Lineage: Eukaryota; Metazoa; Platyhelminthes; Trematoda; Strigeidida; Schistosomatidae
Source: the annotation of a GenBank genome assembly
CUUUCUAUCAAUGGGUACCAUUUUGUUUAUCUAUCCAAGCGAUGUUAUUCUUCCUGCCUCAUGUCAUCUGGCAAUCGCUAGCCACACAUGUAAUGGGUGAAAAUAUCGAAGCGAUCCUAAGCAUGGCGCAUAAAGCCAAUUCAGCUGAAGAGAACGCAAAACGUCAAAAACUUGUUGAAUCAGCAGCUUACCACCUAUUCCGACUCGGCCGUCAACAUUUCGAUUAUCGAUCGGGUAGAUGGUCACAACUUCAACGGAAAAUGUCACGUCUACCUGCUGGUUCACUGCUGAUUGCUGGAAAACGUAUGGGAAAUUGUAUUUCACUAGCGUAUAUCUUUGUAAAGGCCUUAUAUUUAAUUAAUCUUAUUGGACAGUUGAAUAUAAUCUGUACAUUCUUAGGGCAUCAUGGCAACUUAUUCACCUUUGGUCAACGACUGAUUCGUACACUGACCUCGAAACACGAAUGGACUGAAAGUGAAUUUUUUCCACGUCAAACUUAUUGUCCAGUGCAUGUACGUCAUCUUGGUUCAAAGAAUAAUGUGUUUACUGCAAUCUGUGCACUGCCUGUAAAUAUGUUCAAUGAAAAAAUCUACAUAUUCCUCUGGUUAUGGAUUGCUAUUGUCAGUAUUCUAACUACUGGCAGUCUAAUUCUCUGGCUGAUACGUUUAACACUACAAAAUCGUCAGACGGCCUAUAUUCGUAAUUAUCUGAUUGUGUCAAUACAUUCACAAUUAUUAGAUAACUAUCAAAAUCAUAGUUUAACUUGUAAUGGAUGUAAUGUCGGUGUAGAUGAUCCACGUAUUGAAAAUUUUAUCAAAGAAUUUGUUAAAAGUGAUGGUUUCUUUAUAUUACGUAUGAUCCGCAGUAAUGCUGGUGAUGUAAUCACUGCGGAGAUUUUAAAUCAAUGGUGGCAUAUGUUUGUUAAUUAUCAAAAAGCUCAACUGGAAAGAGAAAGUAAACAAGAUUUAUUACAAAAGGAUGAAAAGACGAACAUGGAGCAAAAAGAUUAUGAUCGUAAUAAGUCAAGUGAUAAUUUUGUUUAAAUUGAUACAUUGAUUCAAUUGGCGGGUAAUUUGAAUGAGCUGCGAUGGAUUUCCUACAGUUUUUCUUCACAAAUUUAUAAUUUCUUUCUCUCUCUCUCUUUCAUCAACUUGGUAACCAAAGAUCAAUAAACGCUUCUCUUGAUUGAUCAUUUGAUUCUUCUUUAACACAAAAUUUAUCCUUAAUUAAAUAAUUUGAAAUAAAAAUGGCGG